AUGCACAGUUUUCCCAGUAUUUUUGAUAGUUAUUUCAGGAUUGGUCGUAAAAAAGUGUUUCUCAUUGCCAUCUUCCUGCAAAUCGUAUGUGGCUUCGCCGUUGUCGUGGUUCCCACAUGGUGGUUGUUUGCUCUUUUCCGCGCUGGGCUUGGUUUUUCACACCCUGGUAUCUUUGUCAUCGCGGUUGUUAUUGGCGCGGAGCUGGUCGGUCCAAGAUAUAGGAAAUUGGCAGCUGUUAUUACUGGUGGAUUCUUUGCUAUUGGACAAGUUUUACUAGGUAUUGAAGGAUAUUUUCUUACGGAUUACCGGUAUUUGCAAUUAGCAAUCGUUUCACCUGCUCUCAUCUUUCUCAGCUAUUAUUGGCUGGUACCAGAGAGUGCUCGAUGGCUGGUAACUCAGCGACGUUUUGAUGAUGCUGAUAAGGUGCUUCGGAAGGCUGCAAAAAUGAAUGGAGAAGUUCUGCCUGAGAAAUGGUGGGAGCAACUCGACUCAGAGCAAGAUUCUAAUCGCGCAAAAACCACGAAGAAGUACAAAUUGUGGGAUCUCAUGAAGACUCCGGUAUUACGGAAACGUACGCUUGUGGCAUUUUACCUAUGGCCCGUUGUCUCUAUGGUGUAUUACGGUAUGGCAAUGAAACCGAAUGCCCUCGGCGGUGAUAUUUAUAUCAACUUCAUUUUCUCAGCUCUUGUCGAGAUACCUGCAUUAUUUAUUGUGUAUUUGUUGAUCGAUAGGGCCGGUCGUCGCAUAGUUCUUAGUGGAGGUUAUUUUCUUGCCGGCUUCUGCUUGCUGAUGAAUUAUUUUAUGGGCGACAGCGCGACACCGAUGAUAGCGAUUAUCCAGAUGAUGGUCACGAAAGGUGCUAUCACCGGCGUUUAUGCGUCCAUCUACACCUAUUCGCCAGAACUGUUCCCUACGGUGAUCCGAAACACUGCGAUGGGCUGCUGCAGUACAAUCGCUCGUAUUGGAGCGAUUUCGGCCAGCUAUAUCAGCCUGUGGAUUGUCACGACACCGAUGAUAGCGAUUAUCCAGAUGAUGGUCACGAAAGGUGCUAUCACCGGCGUUUAUGCGUCCAUCUACACCUAUUCGCCAGAACUGUUCCCUACGGUGAUCCGAAACACUGCGAUGGGCUGCUGCAGUACAAUCGCUCGUAUUGGAGCGAUUUCGGCCAGCUAUAUCAGCCUGUGGAUUGUGGAAGCAUUUGGCAAAGUGUACAUGGUAGUGCCAUUCGCCAUAAUGGCAAUAUCAGCUGGCAUACUGACACUGUGCUUCCUGCCAGAGACGAUGGGUCAACCCUUGCCUGAAACGAUUCAGGAAGUCGAAGGCAAAGGUCUCGGUGAAUCACAGGAGUUACAGCCCCUCCGGACGAAGGAGUCGAAUGAGCCCACAAAGGAGAAUUAG
This is a messenger RNA of Ostertagia ostertagi, 1398 nucleotides long. The record is from the annotation of a GenBank genome assembly. Lineage: Eukaryota; Metazoa; Nematoda; Chromadorea; Rhabditida; Trichostrongylidae.